UGAUGUUUGUUUGUAGGGAAUUUUGUUUUGGAUCAGGCGAGCGCGCAAUAAUCUAAAUUUAUUAUCAUUCCGUAUUUGUGGUUCCGUUUAGAGCCGAGUCAUUAGAAUAAUGAACGAAGCAUUCCGUGCUAUAGAUGCUGGUGGUAGCCAGGACGAAGUAGAGGACGAAGAUGGCUUGGUAGAGGUGACGGAUUUCUACGACCCGAUCGCGGCUUUGCUUUCCAGCAUUGGUGGAGAGGCUGAGAAUCUCACCGAGGAACUCAGGAAAUAUGAAAUCAAAUACGAACAUCUCUCCGGUUUAUGCGAAGAGGAUCUCAUUAUUAUGGGUCUGAAGAACAAAAAGAUCCGGGAGGAAGUGCUGGCCGAUAUUGCAGCUCUACCGAAUCAGAUUGAUCAUUAUGACCUCGCUAUGAAAUCGAUAAACAUCCAGGGAUACAUUCGGGAGGUUUUAUUAAAUGCUCAAAAGCAUCUGGAAAGCCUGACUGCGUUGCUUACCCUAACCCAGCUAAAAAACUCCGCGCAUCAUGUGGAAAACGUACAGAUUGAAGAAAACAAGUAUGCCUCAGAUGUAGCGGUAAGUGUCUGUGAGAAGCUAGCGACUAAAAGUUGCGAAAUAGAGCAGUUUGUAAAGGAUCUUAAACAGGGACGAUUCUCGCGAAUUCAGAUUUCUUCAAAUAAGAACAAGGAACCCAAAAAGGGUGAUUGUUGCUACAAACUUUUACUAGUCUCAGUGCUGCUAGGCUGUGCGUACAUUGGAGUUAAACUUUUCAAACCACUAGUUAAGUAAAGUUUACAUGAGAUGAGAGCAUUAUUUUCUUAACAAAUAUAUUAAGCAUUUAUUUUGCAAAUUGAAAA
Molecule: messenger RNA, 855 nt
Organism: Ochlerotatus camptorhynchus
Lineage: Eukaryota; Metazoa; Arthropoda; Insecta; Diptera; Culicidae
Exons: 3
Coding region: 110-787 (225 amino acids)
Source: RefSeq, a predicted model, not a curated record